AUGAUUAACCAUCCUGGAGACAAACAUCCGCCUCAGAGAGCUCCGAGUGGAUCUUUUAGUACUAUAAGAAAGUUAGGGAAGAAGAUUCUGCCCGGAAAGAGCCAUUUGGAUGAGAGUUCUGACACAAGUGGGGACAGUACACACCAUGGAGCAAGACCAAAGUCUUCUUCACCCGGCAAUCGACAACGAUCUUCUUCCUUGUUCCAAAGAAACAAGUCCAGUGCAAACGUGGGGCAGUCGAACGUGCGGUCAUCGGCUUCUGUGCAUAAUAUUCUAGCACAUAAUCACAAUCCGUUUGCAACUGCUCACGCAUCAGAUGUACUGGGAACUGGCAGUGGGAUCGCAUCACCAAGAGGUCGUAAUGGUACCAAUCAUUCGCUACAUAGAAAAGGCUCGAGUAAUUUCCCCAAUCAUCUCCUGAGUAAUGAGAACAUCGUAUACAAUCCAUAUGGGAUGAACUCACCUAAUAGCAGACCUGGGUCUGCGUAUGCUGGCACUAAUAAUAACAACAGUGAUUUGAGUUUUUACAUGCACGAUGGUAAUUCCAAGAUCAGAAUGCUACCAUUGCCAAUUGCUGAUCCGAAUACUUAUCUGCCGGAAGAGAUGAAACAGACGAGUGUACUUUUGACGGACAAUUUUAUUUUUGACAGUGAGAAUAAGACGCUAGGGUCUGGUGGUUCGAGUGAAGUGAGGAAAGUUAGAUCUGCGUAUAGACAAAAGGACGUUUACGCGUUGAAGAAACUGAAUAUGAUCUACGACGAGUCUCCUGAGAAAUUUUACAAGAGAUGUUCAAAAGAGUUUAUUAUCGCCAAACAUUUGAGCCAAAAUAUCCAUAUUGCUAACACAUAUUAUCUUGUGAAAGUGCCCACUACAACUUACACUACGCGAGGUUGGGGGUUCGUCAUGGAGAUUUGCGUGAGAGAUCUGUUCCAAUUGAUGGAGAGGUCCGGCUGGAAAUCGGUACCUCUAAAUGAGAAAUUUUGUUUAUUUAAGCAAGUGGCCCAAGGUGUAAAGUUUUGUCACGAUAACGGUGUUGCUCAUCGUGAUUUGAAACCAGAAAAUGUCCUGAUGUCUCGGGAUGGUGUGUGUAAACUGACCGAUUUUGGUAUAUCUGACUGGUACCAUGUGGAACCGCAGAAUUUUGACAGUGCGGUCAGACAAUGUGAAGGUAUGAUUGGAUCACCACCAUACACACCACCUGAAGUGAUGCUGCAUGACGCUAAGAAACAUUAUCCCGAAAGUAUGCAAAAGCCUUACGAUCCACUCAAGAUGGAUUCGUAUGCUUUGGGGUUAAUUCUGAUGGCCCUUGUCAACAAUAUGCUACCAUUUUUCGAGUCGUGCAACACAGACUCCCGGUUUAGAGACUACGAGACUUCUUAUGAAAACUUUAUCAACCAUCAAAACCCGCACUUCAGAGAGAAGGGUUGUCACAAGUCCGGGCCUGGUGCAGAAUAUUCGUUAGCAAAGAAUUUCAAGAGCACAGAGGCUUCUCGUGUAGCUUGGCGACUCGCUGACCCAAACCCAGAGACUCGUUAUACGAUGGAAGAUCUUUACGCGGAUCCAUGGUUCCAAUCCGUCGAGACAUGUGUAGAACCAGACGAUGACUAUGCAUUUAAAUCGCCUGUCAUUAAGCGCACGUCGGCAGAAAGUGGAUCUGGCUUCUACAUCAGUGAGACCAACUCAAAAGAAGAUGUCAGUGCAGAUAAGAGUUCAGAAACCUCUUCCGUUUCACACACUUCGAAUCCAUUCAUCAAUAAACAGCAACCCAGAUCGAUGGUCGAUAUUGCGCAGACACAUGCAGUGGCAAAGGCGGAAGUUGCAGCAAAAGUACCAUCCCGAGUAGCGGAAGAAGGCGAGUGUGCGCAGGGCGAAGACUCGCAAAGCUCGGAGCCAUUGCCGAAACUGAAUGAAGAAUCAAAGGAGCAGGCGCAGGCCAGCGACCCGUUGCCCAAAGUUAACGAGGACUCAAAGGAGCAGGCACAGAGCUCAGACCCUUCGCUCGAGGUCAACGAGGGCUCAAAAGAAGAGGCACACAGCUCAGAGCAAUUGCCCAAGGUCAACGAGGACUCACAAGAGCAAGCACAGAGCUCGGAGCAACCGCCCAAACUCGACCACACCUACCAAGAGCAGUCGCAAACCAACGGCACCUCAGACACACUCCCAAACUCUCAAGAACAAACCCCUCUACCUGGAAUACAAGCUCGCUCGUCCUCCGCAUCACUUCGCAGCACCAGCAGUGCCGCCAAACUUCGCCGCAAGCGCGUGGUACACAACCACAUGGAAGUACCGUCCAGUGUCAAAUCUUCUAACUCUACAAGAUCCUUCUCCUAG
This is a messenger RNA of Torulaspora delbrueckii, 2331 nucleotides long. It is a transcript of the gene PTK2, whose product is annotated as protein kinase PTK2. Gene Ontology annotation, cellular component: nucleus. The transcript has a single exon. Lineage: Eukaryota; Fungi; Ascomycota; Saccharomycetes; Saccharomycetales; Saccharomycetaceae. Gene Ontology annotation, biological process: protein phosphorylation; intracellular signal transduction. Gene Ontology annotation, molecular function: protein serine/threonine kinase activity; ATP binding. The record is from RefSeq and is a predicted model, not a curated record. The coding region runs from base 1 to 2331 and encodes 776 amino acids.